AUGCAGCUGGUGGCCGACCUGCUGCUGCUGUCCAGCGAGGCCCGGCCUGUGCUCUUCGAAGGCCCCGCCUCCCCAUGUGCGGGCGCGGAGUCCUUCAAGAUGCAGCUGGUGGCCGAGCCUGCUGCUGCUGUCCAGCGAGGCCGGCCAUGUGCUCUCGAAGGUCCCCCCUCCCCCAUGUGCGGGCGCGGAGUCUUCGAGCAGUGCCGGGACACCAUCAUCGCGCGCACCAAGGGGCUCUCCAUCCUCACCCACGACGUGCAGAGCCAGCUCAACAUGGGUCGCUUCGGAGAGGCGGGGGACAGUCUGGUGGAGCUGGGCGACCUGGUGGUGUCGCUGACCGAGUGCUCGGCGCACGCGGCCUACUUGGCGGCUGUGGCUACGCCGGGCGCUCAGCCUGCUCAGCCAGGCCUGGUGGACCGUUAUCGAGUGACACGCUGCCGCCAUGAGGUGGAGCAGGGCUGCGCCGUGCUCCGAGCCACCCCAUUGGCCGACAUGACCCCGCAGCUGCUGCUGGAGGUGUCGCAGGGCCUGUCGCGCAACCUCAAGUUCCUGACGGACGCGUGCGCCCUGGCCAGUGACAAGUCCCGGGAUCGCUUUUCGCGCGAGCAGUUCAAGCUGGGCGUCAAGUGCAUGAGCACCAGUGCGUCCGCGCUGCUGGCCUGCGUGCGCGAGGUCAAGGUGGCGCCCAGCGAGCUGGCGCGCAGCCGCUGCGCGCUCUUCAGCGGGCCCCUGGUGCAGGCCGUGAGCGCGCUGGUGGGCUUCGCCACCGAGCCGCAGUUCCUGGGUCGCGCGGCGGCGGUCAGCGCCGAGGGCAAGGCGGUGCAGACCGCCAUCCUGGGUGGCGCCAUGAGUGUGGUGUCGGCCUGCGUGCUCCUGACCCAGUGCCUCAGGGAUCUGGCACAGCACCCCGAUGGGGGCGCCAAGAUGUCGGACCACAGGGAGAGGCUGAGGAACUCGGCCUGCGCCGUGUCUGAAGGCUGCACCCUGCUAUCUCAGGCUUUAAGGGAGAGGUCUUCGCCCAGGACUUUACCGCCAGUGAAUUCCAAUUCUGUGAAUUAGCACCCCCACCCCUACACACACGCACCCCAUACUCCUUCUUUCCCCAGCCCCAGGCUAAAGGGAGACACUUAUUCUCUGCCCCUCUCCAUUUAUACCAAAGAAAUCAUAGGUGACACCCCCUCCCCCUCGUGUCAGAUGCUCAAGAGGAAUCUUCAAAAAGCAGGGCCAUGCACACAAUUUAACACAAGCACCCGGAGGGCCCAGGGACCCACCCGCCCAUACCCAGUAGGGACUGGGAGAUGGAAGUUGGUAAUCACUGGUUGUGGCUGUGGCAUUACCCUUCAUUCCAGCCCAUCAAUUAAAUUUUAUUAGUAAUCGGGCAGGAAGGAGGUCAUGGGUUCAUUUCUUUUUUUUUUUUUUUUUAAUUAAAAAGUUACCUCAGUUUUCACUCCUUACACAUGGAUGUAGCUACCUUUUUUUGUAUGUCAUUUUUUUUUUGUUUGUUUGAGCUAGGGAUAUACUUGGUAUGGAAAGAGUAUGACUUCACCACGUGAUUUGCAAGUGGGGGGAAGCUACUGUGAGCGUGUGCUUUAUUUUUUAAUUUACACUAUCGAGUGAUUUUUUUUCCCCCAAUGUCAAGUUUUUACCUUGCAUGUACUGGAGUAUUUAUUUCAUCUAUUAAAUUGUUAUGUUUCUCA
Molecule: messenger RNA, 1697 nt
Organism: Castor canadensis (American beaver)
Lineage: Eukaryota; Metazoa; Chordata; Mammalia; Rodentia; Castoridae
Gene: Tlnrd1
Product: talin rod domain containing 1
Molecular function (GO): actin binding
Source: RefSeq, a predicted model, not a curated record